This is a messenger RNA of Didymodactylos carnosus, 4041 nucleotides long. NCBI's taxonomy places the organism in Eukaryota, Metazoa, Rotifera, Eurotatoria, Philodinida, Philodinidae. The record is from the annotation of a GenBank genome assembly.
UUUUCACCCAUCUUAUUAGAAUCAGAAAAAUUCCUGCUACACAAAACAGGUUGCUCGAUUUUCUCAGCAGAUGAGAAAGUUCUGUACAAGUAAUAAGAGCAGCUACAGAAAAAAUCUCAGUCAUAUCGAGACUAAUCGAGACUCCAGACUGCAGUAUCGAAGCUUCUCGUCUCAGUAUAUGCCUAGAAGAGCCAGAAUAAAUGGGACAAAAUCAUUCGCUUUUUUACGCACUUAAAUGCACUUUGAAGACUCCAUUCCAGACGCAAUCGAUAGAGAAUUGUUCGCUCUACAAAAUUCAUUAUCAUCUCCUAUUACAUGUUAUUUCAAAAUAGUGCAAAAUAAGGACAGGUAAGCAGCACAACUGCGAUUCACUAUCAAAAUUUUGAUGGCAUUUUAAUUUUUGUAAUUUUUCGAGAAAUAAUGUGGUAAUUGAGAGAAGAGGAUGCAUAAAAAUCUUCAGCGAAUUUAGGGUGAUCAUUCAAACUACACUACUCCGUUUUGUCACAUGAGGCAACAUGCGAUUUUGAAAAAAGCAGGAAACAGACUAACCAAACAAUGUAGUGUAAGUGUGAGAUAUGGAAGAUUUUGUAGAGCAAAAAAUAUUCCAUCUUCUGAACUCUACGGUAUACAGACAAACAGAGAUACAUAAAUAAUCUCCUUAUUUUAGGACAAUCCGUUACUAUAAACAAAAUGUUAGGUAAAAUUUUAUUUUUUCAAUGUGAAUUAAUCAAAUGAAGACGCAUUCUUCAUGUAAAGUGUCUAUGAUGAAUAGCGAACAGAAACAUUAUUAAAGAACCAAUUAUCACUUAGGAUAUAUCGAAUGCAAAAGAUAUUACAACCUGUUCCUUCCGUUGUAGCUGUGCUUCUUACUUGACCUUACUUUGCACUAUUUUCUUAAAUAAUGAAAUAACAUGUAAUGAGAGAAGAUAAUGAGUCUGUAGAGCGAAAAAUUUUCUAUCAGUUGAGCCUAGAACGGAGUCUUCGGAGUGCACUUAAGAGAAUGAUUUUGCCUCAUUAUUUUGUCCCACCCGUUACAAAGAAAAGAAUAGACACUAUCAUAUUUUUCACAUCAUAAUCAUUUUUCAUGAUUAUGUCUAGGAUAAUUUUCGAUCGAAAACAGAUGCCGACUUGCGGCUGUUGUCAAUCAGUAGUCAAGAUUUGAGCGCAUAUUUUUAUGGAAAGAUAAGCGUAAAAGUAUUUUUCUCAAGUCGAGUGUUAGGAAAAGGAGAACAGGCCUCAAAAAUUUACAAUAAGAAUAUAUUGAUUUUUUCAUGCAUAAAUAUCUCGAAGUAUCCUGUUCAAAUUGUGAAUCAAGUGAAAUCUUGAUUUUCACAGGCUCGAGCGUGGUAUUAGGUUUUAUAUCUGAUUGAUGACAAAUGUUUUAAAAGUAUUGUGGUUUUCCGAAGGAUUUUCCGAAUCCCUUUAAACAAAAAAUUAUUUUUUCAAAUUAUAGAUCCUGUAAUUACGUUUAGCUUAGAAGAUUAACUAUAUGCUGAAGUUGUGAGAUCAUUUUAAUGUAUUUUGAGUUAGAUAUGAGUUUUUAAAACUAGUUGAUCUGGAAACUGUAGUUUUCGUAAAUUUUAGUUUCCAUCAGAUUUUUGAACUAUCAUUUGAAGAGUAUGCCUUGCAACUAGAUCCAGUGUGGUCGAUUACAUAUGUUUCAUGAGACUUGCAGGUUACUCCAAGUCACCAUACACCGACUCUGGAGUUUAAAGAAAACUUUUUGGAGGCUUGAUCUCUUUUUCCAAACACUCGAUUUGGGAAAAAUGCUCUUAAGCUUAACUUUUCAUGAAAAUAUGCGCUCAAAUCUUGGCUCUUGAUUGGCAACACCCGCAAGUCGGCACCUCUUUUCGAUCGAGAAUUAUCCAAGAUCUAGUCAUCAGUCUCUGAAUUUGAAAAGGAUAAUAAUUCGAGAUUAAAGGAAAUAAAUUAUUUAAGAUUUAUCAGAAAUUGAAAAUUGUUUGAAAAUACUUUAUAAAGUACCAGUUAUGUCAAGUAGAACUGUACUGUUGAUAUCGAAACGUUUGAUGGGAGAUGCGAAAGAUGUCGAAAGUUAGCUCUGACCAACAGCUGAAUGAAAGCAAAAGAGAGACAUAGAAGAAGAAUAUUUUAGUCAAAUUGUUAAGAGAGAAAUAAAAGUAUGUGUAUCAUCUAAUGCAUCAUGGUCAAUGAUAGAUAAAAUAGUUGUUUUUUUAUUAAUUGUUUUUUUGAGAAAAUAAACGGUAUCGUUUAUUAUCCAAAAAAAUACAGUGUGUUAGAUAAUACGUUUGUUUAUACACAAAUUUGAAAAAUGAACUGAAAUAUACUUCUUUUUAUACUGCGUGAUGUUUGAAUUACAUUGUAAUAGUUAAACAAUAAAAAAGAAGAUACACAUUCUAUCGAUAUUAAUUUUCUGUUGUAUUCUAGAUCGUUGUUAUGCAUUAUUUGUCAGUUUGUCAAAAUGUGGUUAUCUUUUUAUUUUCUCUUUUUGUUCUUGUAGAAUGUACUUUGGGACCCGGCGAUCGAAAACUGAAGAAACAAUCACAAUCAACAACAACAGUCACCGACUCUUCAUCACAAACUUCUUCUAAAAGUCGUCAACAGUCAGUUUCAUCUUCAAAACCUGUUGAAAAACCCACAACCGAUGUAAUUCACCGUAAUCUUAUUCAAGAACAAGUGGAUGGUCAAACAAUUGUCAACAAUCAUCAAUACUAUUGUGAAAAAUGUUUAAAUGAAACAGCAAGACAAUUUUCUCAGCCAAUUGUCGUCUAUGUUACACCAUGGAAUCCAUACGGAUAUGAUGCAGCUAAAUUAUUUAUCUCAAAAUUUGAUUAUAUUAGUCCUGUUUGGUUAUCAAUAAAACGAAAUGGUGUUGAAUCGUACGAAAUAAGCGGUACUCAUGAUAUUGAUGAAAAAUGGAUGAUGACAUUACGAAAAUUGAAACCUAUAAUUCAAAUUGUUCCACGUAUUAUCUUUGAAAAAUGGCCUGUUGAACAUAUACACGCUCUAUUUCAAUCGGAACACGAAAAACAAAAAUUAGCUGGAACAUUGGCUGAAUAUACUCAACAACAUCAAUUAGAUGGUUAUGUUCUUGAAUUAUUGUCACAAUUUCAUGUGUUUUCUAGCUGUACCGCCAUUGAUGAAGUUUUUGAUAAAAAUGAUUUUGAACAACUAAUGGAUCAUAUAGAUGGAUUCAGCAUAAUGACAUAUGAUUUUCCAAAUCAAAAAGGACCUGGUCCAGUGGCACCAUUAGAAUGGGUUCCAAUGACCAUGGAAAAGUUUUUAUUAUCAGAUAUUGAAUCUCAUACAGUACCAAAAUUACUUUUAGGUUUAAAUUUUUAUGGUUACAAAUAUGAUCGUGUUCUACCAACUUCAUUAAAACCUAAACAACAACAACAACAACAAGAACAAUACAAAUAUCAAUCACUUAUGGGUCGUGAUUAUAUCGAAUUUUUAAAACAGCAUUUAAACUCAAUAAUGAUUGCCUGUGAUACGCGAUCACAUGAACACGUAACAGCUAUACAAGUAAAACAACAACAGAAAAAAUUAUCACCAAAUGAACAACCACCAUUACCCGAUACAAUUAUUUUUUAUCCAAGUUUAAAAUCAAUCUAUGAUAGAUUACAAUUGGCAACAAAAUUAAAUGUGGGCAUUACGAUAUGGGAAAUUGGUGAGUUGAAAAAAGCCAAGAAAACAAUCAAUAAUGAUCAAUAUUCCUGGACAAUUGCACGUUUUGGAAAAAAUUAUUCAUUUGAUUAUGUUUGGAUACAAGGUCUAUGUGUCAAUAUUAAUAAAAACGAUGAUACAUUGCUCAUAGAAGAUAGUACGGGCUUGGGAAAAGUACACAACUGUACAAGAAUGCCAAAUGUAUGGACAUUAAUUGAAGAAGGUCAUUAUAUAAUGGUUGCUGGUAAAUUACUAUCGAUUGGCGAUUCAUUGGCAAGCACAAGUCCCGUUAUAUUGGACGCAUAUAAAAUUCAAUGUAUUAAUGAUUUGCCUAAAACAGAAAUUAUUUGGCCUUAUGAAGUGAUUGAUAUUCAUCAACAAGUCUAUUAUGCCUAA